AUGUGUGAAACUAGUUCUUCUGUGUGGUCAGGAACGCGUGAGGCGCCUACAAGGUUCAGAAGAGCGUACUCUGGCGUGAAUGGUGGAGAGUAUGAGCCAAGAAUUUCUGGCCUAGCCCCUGCUGUUUCUUUCCCAGUCAUUCUUCUCUUUGUGGGUGUUUUGAAGACAGUCAUGCCUUUGAUGUGCUUGAAAAGGGUUUUUUGGAGUGUAUCUCUCAUCUCUGCCAUAUUAACGAUAUGCUAUAUGGCAAUUCCCUCCCACCCUGUGAUAGAACAUAUAAACUGGAUGUAUUUCUACAAGUUUGAACCUGUUUAUAAGCAGAAAUUUGUCUUCACGUUACGUGAGCAAAUAAAGUGUGAAGAGAGCAACCCAUUUUUGGUUAUUUUGGUGACUUCAAGACCUGCAGAUAUGAAGGCGAGACAAACCAUUAGGAUUACGUGGGGCUCUCAAAAAUCCUGGUGGGGCAACCAGGUUCAGACACUGUUUCUACUGGGCCAAGGAGGAGAAACAGAAGACAGUUCAACCUUAUCGAUAGAAGAUGAAAGCAUUCUCUACGGAGACAUAAUACGUCAAGACUUUCUUGACACAUAUAACAACCUCACCUUGAAAACAAUCAUGGCCUUCAGGUGGGUGGCUGAGUUUUGUCCCAAUACUCAGUACGUUAUGAAAACGGAUUCUGAUGUCUUCAUCAACACUGGCAACUUAGUGAAAUUUCUUCUAAAACAAAAUGCUUCAGAAAACUUCAUUGUUGGUUACCCCUUAAUUAAUAAUCUCGCUAAAAGAGUAUUUUUCCUGAAAACAUAUAUUUCUUACAGUGAAUAUCCAUUUGAUGUUUAUCCUCCAUACUGCAGUGGAUUUGGUUACAUCCUUAAUUCCAGGUUAGCUUGCAGGGUUUAUGAGAUGAUGCAUCAUGUCAAACCCAUUAAGUUUGAAGAUGUCUAUGUUGGGAUUUGCUUAAAUAUUCUUGGGGAGAGUGUCUAUUUUGCAAAAGAUGCAGAAUUCUUUUUACAUAGAAUUAGCUUUGAUAUCUGUAAAUACAAGCACCUGAUUGCAGUACAUGGCAUUUCUUCUGACGAAAUGAUUAGGUACUGGCAAGAUAUCAUGCAAGAGACUUCGGUUUCUUGCCGCUGAUGCCCUCUCAAGUCUUAAAGCCUGAUUUGAUUCAGCGAGACUAUAAGGCUGGGCUGCCUUAUCCUGUUCUGGCCUCUUUAAUUUAAACUGUAGGAAUUUCACUGACAUUUAUGAAGGCUUUAAAUGAACUUGAGAAGGAACACAAUGCAACUCUAUCUUUAUGCUGA
Molecule: messenger RNA, 1298 nt
Organism: Heteronotia binoei (common prickly gecko)
Lineage: Eukaryota; Metazoa; Chordata; Lepidosauria; Squamata; Gekkonidae
Product: UDP-GalNAc:beta-1,3-N-acetylgalactosaminyltransferase 1-like
Exons: 2
Coding region: 1-1131 (376 amino acids)
Cellular component (GO): membrane
Molecular function (GO): N-acetyl-beta-D-glucosaminide beta-(1,3)-galactosyltransferase activity
Source: RefSeq, a predicted model, not a curated record